AUGGCUUCAUUUAUCACCACCAUCAAUGCGCGCACGCGAGCCCCCUUCAAACCGCGAUCGGCGGCCAAAGGAACCAGCAGUUACCAGUUGAGACAGUUCGCAGAGGCAACGCUUGGAAGCGGUAGUCUCCGGAAGGCCGUGAUUCUUCCCGAGGGCGAAGACCUGAAUGAAUGGCUUGCGGUUAAUGUUGUCGAUUUCUACAACCAGAUAAACCUUCUUUACGGCUCAAUUACAGAGUUCUGCUCGCCGCAGUCAUGUCCGGAGAUGAAAGCGACAGAUGAAUUUGAAUACCUCUGGCAGGAUUCGGAGAACUUUAAGCGGCCCACGAAGAUGUCAGCCCCGGAAUACAUCGAGCACCUGAUGAGCUGGGUCCAGAGUAAUAUCGACAACGAGCAGAUGUUCCCCAGCAGGCUGGGCGUCCCAUUCCCAAGAGCGUUCACCAGCCUAGUGCGACAGAUCUUCAAGCGGUUGUAUCGAGUGUACGCACACAUCUACUGCCACCACUACCCGGUCGUGGUGCAUCUGGGACUGGAGCCCCAUCUCAAUACGAGUUUCAAACACUACGUGUUAUUCAUCGACGAGCAUCGGUUGGCGAGCGGGAAGGAUUUUUGGGGACCGUUGGGGGAUCUGGUGGAGAGCAUGUUGCGCAGCGAUUAG
Aspergillus melleus is the source of this 657-nucleotide messenger RNA. RefSeq names its product Mob1/phocein family protein (gene MOB1). Gene Ontology annotation, cellular component: nucleus; cytoplasm. NCBI's taxonomy places the organism in Eukaryota, Fungi, Ascomycota, Eurotiomycetes, Eurotiales, Aspergillaceae. Bases 1 to 657 code for a protein of 218 amino acids. Gene Ontology annotation, biological process: cell division; positive regulation of protein phosphorylation; signal transduction. Gene Ontology annotation, molecular function: protein kinase activator activity. The transcript has 5 exons. The record is from RefSeq and is a predicted model, not a curated record.